Molecule: messenger RNA, 1450 nt
Organism: Lolium perenne
Lineage: Eukaryota; Viridiplantae; Streptophyta; Magnoliopsida; Poales; Poaceae
Product: F-box protein At5g07610-like
Molecular function (GO): protein binding
Source: RefSeq, a predicted model, not a curated record
UCUUCUCCUCUCAACGAGAUGGCGAAGCGGAGGUCCAAGAAACUGAGACGCCCGUUUGAAAGGCUCACCGACGACCUCAUCCUUGAGAUCCUCUCGCGCCUCCCCGUCAAGUCGCUCAACCGCUGCAAGUGCGUCUCCAAGACCUGGGAAAACCUAAUUUCCGACCACAACAACCGCAGCAAGCUCCCCCAGACCCUGGCCGGCUUUUUGUACAGCAGCAUCAAUCCCGAGCGCUCACCCUUGUUUGCUCUCCACUUUACCAAUGUCUCCGACUCCGAGAUUGGCUUCCCUUUGAUCCUCCCCACUUUCAACUUCCUGCCGAAGUACGAAACCAUCUCACUCUUGGACUGCUGCAACGGCCUUCUCCUCUGCCGCUGGCACGGCGACUCAGCAGAGUAUGGUUUCCAUUACGUCGUGUUCAAUCCCGCCACGAAGAAGUGGUGCGCAUUGCCACACUCCAGCCAGGCCGGCAAGAUGUGCACUGCGCGUUUGGGCUUUGACGCCGCCGUGUCGUCCCACUUCCAUGUGUUUGAGUUCGCCCUUGACGACGACCGUGACGGUGACUCCUUCGUUGAGGUGUACUCGUCUAAAACAGGACGAUGGGUUCACAGUGAGGAUGGAUGGUACGAUGAUAUUUCAUUCAUUCGUGAUGAGUCGGCGACUGUCUUUCUCAACGGGCGUCUUCAUUUUCUCACCAUUGACGAUAAUGAAGUAGUUGUGGUGGAUACUGAGGGGAAAGUAAUGGCGAACAUACCUGUCCCGGAUGUUUUGGAUUGUAGUUUCAUUCAGCAGUCACAGGGCUGCUUGCAUUUUGCCAGUUUUGAUAAAUUUGAAAAUCGACUAUCAGUUUAUGUUCUCGAGGACUAUGACAGCCAAGAAUGGAUCUUGAAGCAUAGUGUGCGAACAGCAAAAAUCUUUCGAGGAAGAUAUAUGGAAAUUCGAGAGAUCUUUCAGUGGGUAGCAAUUCAUCCUGAUUCAAACUUGUUCUUCUUCACUGUGGGUCGGGAAGAGGAAACAACAUUGAUGUCCUAUGAUAUGAACCGUCAGCACGCAAAACUCAUCCGAUCUCUUGGACUAGGCUCAGGUUAUGGACAAAAAUUUCAGCCUCCGUAUCUGCCUUAUGUGCCAUCGUACUUGGAGUUACCAGCUUUGCACAUUUGACAUCCAGAUUGUUGACUUUAUAACAAGUGGAUCCUUCAGUAGGAGUCAACUCUUCUUCCUAUAGACCAGCAGACUUUUCAUGUCUGUAUGAAAUUGUUUCUGUUUUCUUCCGGUCGAGUGCUUAUUUUGCUUUUCCAGUAAUGUUGGCUCAUUGUGAGCAAAGUUGGUUCAUUUCUGAGAGUACUUGCUCAAAAUUUCGACAAAUUUCUGUUCUCUUUGAUUAUUUAAGUAACAAUGAUUCUGGACAAUGUAUGCUCCGUGUGUUGGGUUGAAGUUCCAUAAUAGUUAA